AUGGCUUCUUUCCUUCCUGAAGAAAUUAUCUAUCAUAUAUUUUCUUGGCUUCCUGUUGAGUCUUUAAUGCGUUUUAGGUGCGUUUUCAAAUUUUGUAACUCUCUUGUAUUUGAUCCAUCUUUUGUAGACAUCCAUCAAAGGCACUCUAUAUCUCGUCCUCAUAAAACUAAAUUCCUGACAAGUUCAGGGUAUGGAAAAAAUUUGUACACCAUAGAUCAGGCCUCUUUUCUUCGUAUUGCGGAGAUAAAUGAAACUAGAUAUCCAAGAUUUGGUUAUGUUAAAGGUUUGUUCUGCUUGUGGGGUUCAUGGGUGCAGCCCCCUGUUAUUUAUAAUCCCAUUACAAGAAAAGUAAUAUCUCUUCCUUCCCAAAAUUUCCUUGAAAAAAGAACGGUUCAUUAUUGUUCGUUAGGUUUCGAACCAGAGAAAAAGAAGUACAAAAUUUUGAUGAUUACACAUGUUCGCAGUGCACCCUCGCGAUACUGGGUUUUCACUCUAGGCUCAGCUGAAUCAUGGAGAGAGAUUAAAAGUGCACCCGCUUCGUUAUCUCUGAUUUUUAUUAAUGGAGGAGUUUGCAUUGAUGGAAUUAGCUAUUUCUUCGGUUGUUACAAGGGUAAAGCAUGCAUAGCGGAAUAUAAUGUUAGAACUGAAAAUUUCAGGAUUAUCUCCUUGUGGAAAGACGAAUAUUAUAUUCCUACAUUAAAUUAUUAUAACUUGAUAGAAUUGGAGGAAAAAUUGACAGCCAUUGAUCAUUCAAGAAUGGAAAUGGGAGAGAUGGAUUUUUGGAUUUUAGAGAGUUCUGAAAGUAGUGAAUUAUGGGUGAAGAAUACUAUUGCCUUUCCCCAAAUGUAUUUGGAGGCAGAAUACGUAUCUUGCUUUUGCUGUAGUUAUACUCCUAAUGGUGAGAUCGUGUUCAUCGUUAACUUCGGACGCGGACCAAAAUGGAUUUUAUUUUAUGAUUGGAAGAAGAAGAGUUGGAGAGAUAUUGAAAUUAAGGAGAUUACAGAAGAAAUUGAUAUCAUUGGUGUCUAUGGUAAUGUAGAUGGCCUCUUGCCGUUUAUGUAUUGCUAG
Nicotiana tabacum (common tobacco) is the source of this 1068-nucleotide messenger RNA. RefSeq names its product putative F-box protein At1g19160. Gene Ontology annotation, molecular function: protein binding. The record is from RefSeq and is a predicted model, not a curated record. NCBI's taxonomy places the organism in Eukaryota, Viridiplantae, Streptophyta, Magnoliopsida, Solanales, Solanaceae.